CCGGCUGACGAGUAACGAUGGGCAACAAAGUUGUGACAUUUACGGAACAGGAAUUGGAUGACUACCAGGAUUGCACGUUCUUCACGCGCAAGGAGAUCCUGCGGGUUCACAAGCGAUUCCGUGAGCUGCGGCCGGAUCUGGUGCCUCGCCAGAUGACCGAAGGUCAGGCCUCGAGUGUGAAGGUGCCCUGCGAAUGCAUUGAGAAGAUGCCCGAGUUGCGUGAGAAUCCCUUUCGCCGGCGAAUAUGCGAGGCCUUCUCACGCGAUGGCCAGGGCAAUUUAUCCUUUGAGGACUUUCUGGACGCCCUCUCCGUUUUUAGCGAACAGGCGCCGAGGGACAUUAAAGUGUUCUACGCUUUCAAAAUUUAUGAUUUCGAUCAGGACGGCUUCAUCGGGCACGCCGACCUCAUGUCCUGCCUGACAACAAUGACCAAGAACGAGCUGAGUCCGGAGGAGCACCAGCAGAUUGCCGACAAGGUAAUCGAGGAGGCCGACGUCGAUGGCGAUGGCAAGUUAUCAAUUUUGGAGUUCGAGCACGUUAUACUCCGUGCGCCCGACUUCCUCUCCACCUUUCACAUCAGAAUAUGAAACCUUCUUUCGCCGGUGGUGCACUUAGAGAAAAUAUCUUUAGUAGGGUGUUCUCAAGUAAUAUUAUAUCAAUAGAACUAUGUUUCCUUUUUCGAUUAGUUCUAUUGUUUCAAACCUAUAGUAAAAAUGCAGCAUGUGGCUCUCAUUGAAUACAAUUACCAUGCAGAAAAAUAAGAAAUCUGCAGCGUUGAUUAUUAUAAUAAAAUAACCCAGCUUUUAAUAUUUAAUUGAAAUUGAUAUCAAUGCGCACCGAUAGG
Molecule: messenger RNA, 844 nt
Organism: Drosophila santomea
Lineage: Eukaryota; Metazoa; Arthropoda; Insecta; Diptera; Drosophilidae
Gene: Cib2
Product: calcium and integrin-binding family member 2
Exons: 5
Coding region: 18-587 (189 amino acids)
Molecular function (GO): calcium ion binding
Source: RefSeq, a predicted model, not a curated record